This is a messenger RNA of Poecilia reticulata (guppy), 4366 nucleotides long. NCBI's taxonomy places the organism in Eukaryota, Metazoa, Chordata, Actinopteri, Cyprinodontiformes, Poeciliidae. The record is from RefSeq and is a predicted model, not a curated record.
UACGGGUUUGGGAGCUACGCCCCAAGAUGAAGUGAGAGGCUUGGCCCCGUGAAAGGGCUCCCAGAGAGCCCCCUCCUUCCUCCUUAACAAGCUGGUCAGCAGUGCAGGGAUUAGGAAAGCCAGCUCCGCUCAGGAACUACAGACACACCGGGGAUUGAAAUAAGCGUGAAUCAUGCCCGUCGUCAUCUGUCGGCUGGGAGCGGAGCCGAAAUUGUGAAAGAUACGGAUAAUACCAGGAGAAGGAGGAGAGGUGGAAAGAGUCACGCUCCCAGGUCUUCCUUGUGGAAAAUGCCUCUUCCGGGACUCCGCUGCUGCCGCUCGGACCCGUCGCAUUAUGCCGCCCACCUCUCAUGUGUUUUAUUUUAAAGAAGAAGAAGAAGAAGAAACAGUGACCUGGAUAAGCCGGAUAAGAGCCGCAUAAACAGGCAGAAAACGUAAGGGCGUGUGGGAUACACUUCCAAUAAAUUGCGGGGGAUUUUCAUCGAGAGUUAACAAGAAGGAGAAAAGUUGUGGCCGCUUGCUGGUGUUUUAUAAAAAAAAAAAAAAGGAGCAAACAUGGGGAACGCAGGGAGCAUUGACCAGCACACCGACCACCGACACAACAUGCCCCUGAAACUGCCCAUGCCAGAGCCGGGGGAGCUGGAGGAGAGGUUCGCACACGUUCUGAACUCAAUGAAUCUUCCUCCAGACAAGGCUCGACUGCUGCGACAAUACGAUAAUGAGAAGAAAUGGGAACUAAUCUGCGAUCAGGAGCGAUUCCAAGUGAAGAACCCGCCUCACACUUAUCUCCAGAAGCUAAGGAGCUAUCUAGACCCUGCAGUGACGCGAAAGAAAUUCAGACGGAGGGUACAAGAGUCCACCCAAGUCCUGAGAGAACUGGAAAUUUCGUUGCGGACCAAUCAUAUAGGGUGGGUGAGGGAGUUCUUAAAUGAAGAGAACAAAGGCUUGGACGUGCUGGUGGAGUACCUUUCAUUCGCGCAGUACGCUGUCACUUUUGAUGGCGACUGCUUGGAAAACAAUACAGAAGUUAUCAUGGACAAGUCCAAGACCUGGGGCCGGUCUAUAGAGGACCUGCAUGGAGGGGGUACCCUGCCAGCCAACAUCACGGGGAACGGCAUCACUCGUGGCGGGCGGCACUCCACGUUACGUAGUCAUCUGCUCUUUUGUCCGCCACUCUUCGACAGCAGGAUGCCGGGUUCGUUGAACUGUCCAAAGUGUACUCAGAUGAGACGCUGCAGCACUCUGCCGAGCAGGAGAACGCUGAAAAACUCCAGACUCGUCUGUAAAAAGGACGAUGUCCAUGUUUGCAUCAUGUGCCUACGUGCCAUCAUGAACUAUCAGUAUGGCUUCAACAUGGUCAUGUCACACCCACAUGCUGUGAAUGAAAUUGCACUAAGUCUCAACAAUAAAAAUCCACGAACCAAAGCUCUGGUGUUGGAGCUCCUGGCGGCAGUUUGUCUUGUGAGAGGAGGCCAUGAAAUUAUUCUCUCCGCCUUUGACAACUUCAAGGAGGUAUGCGUGGAGACGCAGCGGUUUGAGAAGCUUAUGGAGUACUUCAAGAAUGAAGACAACAACAUUGACUUCAUGGUUGCAUGUAUGCAGUUCAUCAACAUUGUUGUGCACUCAGUGGAGGACAUGAACUUUAGAGUUCACCUACAGUACGACUUCACCAAGCUGGGCUUGGACGACUACUUGGACAAACUGAAGCACACAGAGAGCGAUAAGCUCCAGGUUCAGAUCCAGGCCUACCUGGAUAACGUGUUUGACGUUGGAGCGCUGCUUGAGGAUGCAGAGACCAAAAAUGCUGCCCUGGAGCGAGUGGAGGAGCUGGAGGAGAACAUGUCGCACAUGACAGAGAAGCUGCAGGACAUGGAGAAUGAAGCUAUGGCCAAGAUUGUGGAGCUGGAAAAACAGCUGAUGACGAGGAACAAGGAACUUGAAGCCAUCAAAGAAGUCUACAAAGACUCCACCUCGCAGAUUCACUCGCUGAGGCAGAUGCUUAAGGAGAAGGAUGAGGCCAUCCAGCGCCAGAGUAAGCUGGAGAAGAAGAUCCACGAGCUGGAAAAGCAGGGAACCAUCCGGAUCCAGAAAAAGGGAGAUGGAGACAUCUCAAUCCUGCCUUCUUCACUGGCUGGGGUGGAGGGUCUGGCGGGUGCCAGGGUGGGGGCAAAUGGGAUGGCUGCCUGUCAGAACAAUGCAGGAGUUGCAGGAGGCAUGUCUGCUCCCCCUCCUCCACCUCCUCCGCCGCCAGUCAACGGGCAAUCUCACCAGCACAAAAUCAGAUGUUUCUUGUUACAGAUCCCCCGUUUCCUGCAUGUGUGUGGCUACGUUCUUAUGGACCCUUGCAGUCGAUCAAGACAUAUUUUUAAUUUUCCUUUGUGUCAUUUAGCUGUUAAGAUCAAGAAACCCAUCAAGACAAAGUUCCGCAUGCCUGUCUUCAACUGGGUCGCCCUGAAACCAAAUCAGAUCAACGGGACCGUCUUCAACGAGAUCGACGACGAGAGGAUACUCGAGGACCUGAAUGUUGAUGAGUUUGAGGAGAUGUUUAAGACUAAAGCUCAGGGCCCAUCCAUCGACCUCACCACGAGCAAGCAGAAGGUCACUCACAAGGGACCCAACAAGGUUGCCCUGCUGGACUCUAACAGGGCAAAGAACCUGGCUAUCACGCUGAGGAAAGUGGGCAAGACGACCGAGGAGAUCUGCAAGGCCAUUCAGCUAUUCGACCUGCGGACUCUGCCGGUGGAUUUUGUUGAGUGCCUGAUGCGCUUUCARCCCACCGAGAACGAGGUCAAAAUCCUGCGGCAGUUCGAGAAGGAGCGCAAGCCUCUGGAGAGCCUGACCGACGAGGACCGCUUCAUGAUGCAGUUCAGCAAGAUCGAGCGGCUCAUGCAGAAGAUGACCAUCAUGGCCUUCAUCGGAAACUUCAGCGAAAGCGUGCARAUGCUCACACCGCAACUUCAUGCCGUAAUUGCGGCGUCUGUGUCCAUCAAGUCGUCUCAGAAGCUAAAGAAGAUUUUAGAGAUUAUUUUGGCACUUGGAAACUACAUGAACAGCAGCAAAAGAGGAGCAGUGUAUGGAUUCAAGCUUCAGAGUUUAGAUUUGCUUCUUGAUACCAAGUCAACGGACCGGAAAAUGACCUUGCUGCACUACAUUGCCAACGUGGUCAAAGAGAAAUACCCACAAGUGUCUYUGUUCCACAAUGAGUUGCACUAUGUUGAAAAGGCAGCAGCAGUGUCGCUGGAGAAUGUCCUGCUGGACGUUAAGGAGCUGCAUAGAGGCAUGGAGCUGACCAGGAGAGAGUACAGCAUGCACGGUCACAACACCAUGCUGAAAGACUUCAUCACACACAACGAGAGCAAGCUGAAAAAGUUGCAGGAUGACGCCAAAAUUGCACAGGACGCCUUUGAUGAGGCUGUGAAGUUCUUUGGAGAGAACUCUAAGACAACGCCGCCGUCUGUUUUCUUCCCGGUGUUUGUGCGAUUUGUGAAAGCCUACAGGCAAGCGGAGGAGGACAAUGAGCAGAAGAAGCGGCAGGAGCAGCUCAUGAUGGAGAAACUUCUAGAACAGGAAGCUAUGAUGGAGGAAGACCAGAAGUCUCCUUCCCAUAAAAGCAAGCGGCAGCAGCAGGAGUUGAUCCAGGAGCUCAGGAGGAAGCAGGUGAAGGACAGCCGCCACGUCUACGAGGGCAAAGACGGCGCCAUCGAGGACAUCAUCACGGAUUUGAGGAAUCAGCCUUACAGGCGAGCGGACGCCGUGCGGAGGAGCGUCAGGAGGCGCUACGACGAUCAGAACCUGCGGCCGAUGAACAAUGGAGAAGUGGUCAUGUGACGAGGGGAAACAGAGGACGUGCAGGARAGGAUGGGAGGAGAGGAACGUGGAUGGACGGUGGGAAGGAAAGUCCGAUGCAGAACGAAGGAUAUCGGGUGUUUGAGGCAAAUAACGAGAGGACUAUACAUGCGCUAAUGUCAAACAAUGAAGGACUGAGACGUGUUUGGGACCGAAUUUAGCGUAGAAAUCAAGCCAAGUGCCUGAACUUUUUUGUUUUGUGAUCUUUUUUUAUCUUCUGUGUGAAUGUUUUAAUUAUGCCCCCCCCCCCCCGGUACCCAUAAGCAAUACAACUUGAGUUGGCUUUAAUGUUGAUAAGAUAUAAAACUGGACAUGCAGUGGCCUUAGGAGCCAUGUGAAACAAUUAUCCUGGAAAAGCUACCUUAGAAUGUACUGGAGGUUUUUUGCCCCUUUUCUCUGUUUCUUAACUUUUGACACAUUCCGGUGCUCUCGUUUAUUCCCCACAAAMCUCUUUUUAAUCAUCUCAUUCUUCUUUUAAUAAAUCGGGGUGAGCUGGCAUGAGGAAAGCGAGCAAAAUGUA